Arabis nemorensis is the source of this 1347-nucleotide messenger RNA. Lineage: Eukaryota; Viridiplantae; Streptophyta; Magnoliopsida; Brassicales; Brassicaceae. The record is from the annotation of a GenBank genome assembly.
AUGCAACCGAGAUCGGAGAUUGCGACAGACACGGUGGCUCAGCCGAAAUCUCCGAUUGAGCUUCUUCAAGAGAGCAAAUCCUCCGUCGAGUCAAUCGUCGCGAGAAUGCUUUCCAUCAAGAAAAACGGAAACCCCAAAUCCGAGAAUCGAGAACUCCUCACUCAGAUCUUUCUUAACUUCAUCAAUCUUCGUCAGGCGAAUCGUGAGAUUCUAACGGAGGAAGAGAAAGUGAAAGCAGAGACGGAGUUAGCAAAAUCUCCGGUUGAUUUAACGACAUUGCAGCUCCACAAUCUCAUGUAUGAGAAGAGACAUUACCUCAAAGCUAACAAGUCUUGCAGAGAUUUCAAUUCCAGGUAUCCCAACAUCGAUCUCAUAUCCGAACAAGAGUUCUUCAGGGAUGCUCCUGAAGCAAUCAAAUCUCAAACUCUUUCAAACGAUACUUCACAUGAUUUGAUGCUUAAGAGACUCAAUUUCGAGCUCCAUCAGCGGAAAGAACUAUGCAAGCUUCGAGCGAGCUUGGAACAACAUAAGAAGUGUCUGCUGGAAACUAAUGCAGAGCGUAAGAAGUUUCUGUCAAGUCUUCCAAUGCAUCUCAAGUCUCUAAAGAAAGUGUCGUUGCCAGUACAGAACCAGUUGAGUUUGCAGAAUCAAAAGAAGCUGAACCAUCAUAAUCUAGCUGAGCUUCUUCCUCCGCCUCUUUAUGUCAUAUACUCACAGUUUAUGGCACAAAAAGACGCUUUUGAAGAGAAUAUCGAUCUGGAGGUCUCUGGGAGCCUUAAGGAUGCUCAAACUUAUGCUCGGCAGCAAGCGGAACAAAACUCGGAGAGUCCAAGAUUGGAGGACGAUGGACAAAGGGAAAGAAAGCGACCUAAGAAAGAUGGUUAUGAGGAGGCAGCACUACUUUAUCAAGUUCAUCCUCUCAAAGUCGAACUUCACGUUUAUGAUGAUGAUGAGAUUCCGGAUCCAAAAUCCCAUAAACUUGUCGUGCUCAAGUUCGAAUACUUGUUGAAGUUGAAUGUUGUAUGUGUUGGCAUUGAAGAGUCUCAGGAUGGAUCAGAGAAAAAUACCCCCCUAUGCAACUUAUUUCCAGAUGAUGAUGGACUUGAGCCUCCUCAUCAGUCAGCCAAGCUCAUUCUCGGCAAUGAUCAUGCAUUUGAUGAGAGCAGAACAUCGAGGCCGUAUAAGUGGGCACAACAUUUGGCAGGGAUUGAGAUAUUACCUGAAAUGUCACCAUUUUUAACUGACAAGGAUGCUCAAAACAGCGAUACAGCUAAAGGCUAUGGUUCUCCAUCUGAUCAGCACAAUGUGCAAACUGUUCUGCAAAGAAUACGGUCCCAGAAAAAAUAA